Messenger RNA from Epithele typhae, 1911 nucleotides. Its product is annotated as phosphatases II. Gene Ontology annotation, cellular component: centrosome; spindle pole; mitotic spindle. NCBI's taxonomy places the organism in Eukaryota, Fungi, Basidiomycota, Agaricomycetes, Polyporales, Epitheliaceae. The transcript is spliced from 5 exons. The record is from RefSeq and is a predicted model, not a curated record. Gene Ontology annotation, biological process: regulation of exit from mitosis; protein dephosphorylation; microtubule cytoskeleton organization. Bases 1 to 1911 code for a protein of 636 amino acids. Gene Ontology annotation, molecular function: protein serine/threonine phosphatase activity; protein tyrosine/serine/threonine phosphatase activity.
AUGCCACUACCCUGCGAGCCACUCUGUUACUUUGGGGGAAGUACCCCCCGUGGCUGCAUGGCCGCAACCCCCGAUGACGACGCGAAAUACUGGUACAUCACGCUCGAUGAUCAGCUCCCAUACCUGUCUUUCUUUCAAGACUGGGGACCGUUGAACUUGGCGAUGGUAUACAAGUCGUGUAUCUUGAUCCACGAGCUGCUCCAAGAUCCUGCCAUCACCUCCCACUACAUCGUUCUCUACUCCUCUUCUGAUCCAAGAAAGAAAGCCAACGCUGCAUUGCUCAUGGCACUAUUUGUGAUGAUUGUGCAACAAAGACCACCCUGGGAAGCAUUCCAGCCUAUCGCCGAGCUCGAAUUCAUGCCUUUCCGGGAUGCCGGCCGAGGACCUUCAGACUUCAAUCUCAGUAUACAAGAUUGCCUUUGGGGAAUUUACAAGGCUAUGCAGAACGGCCUUUGUGAUAUGAACGAGUUCAACAUCGAGGAUUACGAGUUCUACGAGAAGGUGGAGAACGGUGACUGGAAUUGGCUUACUCCGAAUUUCAUCGCAUUCGCCUCUCCUGUGGACCCACUAUGGAUCAAGAGGGAGAAGGAUAAACGUGACCAGGAGAACCAGGCCAUCUCGCCACCCUCACCAGUGAAAUCUGUCGCUCUGCAACGAAAGCUGUCUACACCGUUCCAGAACUGUUUGGAUUACUUCGAACGCGAGGGUGUCAAGCUGGUAGUACGGCUCAACAAUGCGCUCUACGACGCCCAACUUUUCCAAGACCGCGGCAUCAACCACGUGGAGAUGUAUUUCGACGAUGGUACCAACCCCGCCGAUGAAAUCGUCAGACGCUUCAUUGAUUUGGCCGAUGAAGUAAUCGAGGCUGGUGGAGUGGUUGCUGUCCAUUGCAAAGCAGGUUUGGGACGCACUGGUACCCUCAUCGGCGCAUAUCUCAUCUGGAAGUACGGCUUCACAGCCUCGGAGGCUAUCGCAUUCAUGCGGAUCGUACGACCUGGUAGCGUUGUCGGCCCUCAGCAGCAGUACAUGUAUCUCAAGCAGCUGGAAUGGACGAAGUGGGCAGCGGCUGACGAAAUGCGCAAGGUUCAGCAACAAGCAACAGCGGUCGCCACGAAGCUUGUCGCUCCUGUCACACCACCCGCGGAAACAGAGGACGAGAUGGAUGUUCUCACCGAGACCACGACGACAACAGUGGUGUUGACCUCUGUUCCUCCUGUCACUCCCAGCAAGCACGUCGCUGCGGCUGCUGCUAAAGCGCAUGCUAUCGCGCCGCCUGGCCAGCCUCGCAAGACUCCAGCUGCGAAGCGUACUGCGUCUGAUACGGACGGGGAAGAAGACGACGUCCUGCCUGCCCUUGGCACUGCUCCUGUCGCCGCCCCUCGUCGUAGCAAGACGAAACCAGUGUCAGCUCGAUCCGCUAACCAGCGAGUUCCGGCAUCUGAGCAACGUCCAUCACGAGUCACGCGGUCGUCUGCCGCUGUCGCUGCGAAGAAAGCCAGCAAUGUUCUCGCUCCUACCAAGGCUACAAAGGCAAACGGGCAAUUACCGCACAAAAUUCCCCGUCUCACGAAAGACACGUCCGCGCGAGGACCCGUCGGAUCUUCCAAGGAGGUCCCUUUGCCUUCAGCUCCAGUGACUGGACGACCACUUCGGCCUCGGCAACCCGGUUCGCCCACACCGUCACGACUACCCACGCUCGUCGGCGGCAAGCGCACACACCACGGCUCUACUCACUCGGUUCAAGAGACUCCCGCUGCUGUCGCCGCGAUUGCCAAAGCUGCGAGUUCAGGGACGUGGGUCGCAAACAACGCCUCUUCGGUAGUCGUUCCGGCGUCCAAGUCGGAGCGGCCAGGACUGCGAAGCAUUCGACGCAGACGCAGUAGCUUCAGUGCGGCGGACGUAGUUGCGUAG